GAUAGACGGGUAGCUCAGACCUCAGGUUAAUUUUUUAAUUACAUAAAGUCAAUUUGACGCCAAAAACAGGUCCCAAGGUCCCUUUGCUCUGUCGUGUAACUCCCACCAUGUUCCAGUAUAUAAAUUAAGUGCUCUCUUCUCUUGUCGCGACAGGGUGCUGAGAAAAGGGUGAUCAUCAGGAUUUGCUCCUGCUGUUUUUAAGUUCUUCAUCCUUCUUGGACUCUGAGAAAGAGCCGCAGGCAUGGCUGUAGGAGGUUUCGCCGUUGACGGUCCUGUCAGCGGCGCCGUCAAUGGCAAGAUCACGGCUUCAGUGGUGAUUACCUGCAUCGUCGCUGCAACAAGCGGCCUCAUAUUUGGGUAUGACAUCGGAAUUUCAGGAGGUGUGACAACCAUGGCACCAUUUCUUCAGAAAUUUUUCCCCGCAGUAUAUAGAAAGGCAGGGGAGGCUGAAAGAAACAUGUACUGCAUGUAUGAUAGCCAAGUUUUAACGGCAUUUACUUCUUCACUAUAUUUGGCCGGUUUGGCUGCAUCACUGGUUGCUAGCCGUCUCACUGCCGCAAUUGGUCGCAGAAACACCAUGGUGAUAGGUGGCCUCACCUUCUUGGCUGGUGCUGCCAUCAAUGGUGGCGCUGCUAAUGUUGCCAUGCUUAUCUUAGGCCGUAUCUUGCUUGGAUUUGGAGUUGGUUUCACCAAUCAGGCAACUCCUGUAUACCUCUCUGAAGUGGCACCACCAAAAUGGCGAGGUGCCUUCAACACAGGCUUCCAAUUCUUCAUAGGCAUUGGGGUGGUCGUAGCCAAUUGCUUAAACUUCGUAACCGCUAAACGCAGCUGGGGCUGGCGCCUGUCUCUUGGCCUCGCCGUAGUACCCGCUGCCAUCAUGACAAUAGGCGCACUCCUCAUUUCGGACACACCCAGCAGCCUGAUAGAACGAGGCAAAUUGGAGCAAGCCCGACAGUCUCUUUGCAAAGUCCGAGGGAAACACUCUGAUGUGGAAGCUGAGUUUGCUGAGCUUAAAAAGGCCAGUGAUGUGGCCAAAGAAGCCAACCGAGAACCCUUCAGGACAAUAUUUGAGAGGCAAUACAGGCCUCACCUGGUCAUGGCAAUUGCCAUACCAUUUUUUCAACAGGUUACUGGGAUUAACAUCAUUGCAUUCUACGCACCGGUUCUAUUCCAAUCAGUUGGUUUGGGAAGUGAUUCAGCUUUGAUAGCAGCUAUCAUACUGGGGUUGGUUAACCUUGCCUCGAUCCUUGUGUCUACCGGUGUAGUUGAUCGGUCUGGUCGGCGGUUUUUGUUCAUGGAAGGGGGAAUUCAAAUGUUUGUCUGUCAGGUUGGGGUGGCAGUCCUGCUAGCGGUUACAACAGGAGUUUCAGGCGACAAGCAAAUCAGCAAGGACUAUGCCAUACUGGUACUGGUUCUAAUGUGCAUAUACGCAGCUGGAUUUGGUUGGUCUUGGGGGCCUCUCAGCUGGCUCAUCCCAAGUGAAAUCUUCCCCAUCAAAAUUCGGCCCACGGGCCAAAGCAUCAGCGUUGCUGUCAACUUUGCAACCACCUUUGUGCUGUCUCAAACCUUCUUGACCAUGCUUUGCCACUUCAAAUUUGGCACUUUCUUGUUCUACGCUGGUUGGAUCGCCUUGAUGACCAUUUUCGUUGCUCUCUUCCUCCCCGAAACAAAAGGAAUUCCUCUCGACUCCAUGAAUUUAGUUUGGGAGAAGCACUGGUAUUGGCGUCGGUUUGUUCGUGGUUAAAAGCUAGCAAUUAGUUGAGGCAAUUAAUGUUGGAAAUGACAGCGUCUCUUUUCCUUUCUUUGUCCAUUGUUUCUUCCUUUUCAUUUUUCUAUUUCUUCCUCAGGAUCCGGGCCAUUUGAUUGCCACAUUGAAUUGGUGUGAAUAUUUCUCAUAAUGGUGCCGUAGCUGGUUCUCUAGAUAGAGUAAGGGAGCAUUAUAUUAACAUCAAUCAUUCUCAUUCUCAUUA
Messenger RNA from Theobroma umbraticum, 1970 nucleotides. RefSeq names its product Major facilitator superfamily protein. The record is from RefSeq and is a predicted model, not a curated record. Gene Ontology annotation, molecular function: monosaccharide transmembrane transporter activity. Gene Ontology annotation, biological process: monosaccharide transmembrane transport. Gene Ontology annotation, cellular component: membrane. NCBI's taxonomy places the organism in Eukaryota, Viridiplantae, Streptophyta, Magnoliopsida, Malvales, Malvaceae.